AUGCCUAUCUGCCCUACCUGCCAAGAGAGCUUUGCCAGUAGAAAGGAAUACAGCUCCCAUGCCAAGAAGUGUGUCCAAGAGGCCACCAUUAGGCUGCCUCACAUCAACCAGACCAUCAACCUGAAAAGGGAUGAGGAGGGGAAUUUCAUUUGUCAUUGUUCUGCCAUGGGGUGUCCCAAACCCUUCAAGUAUGCUAACAGUAUGAGAACUCACAUCAUCAAGGCUGGCAGUAGGUGGAAGGGACAGGGCAAUCCAUCCAUAGGAAAACUUGACUUGCAUGAUGAGAUCAAUGAGAGUAGCAGCAGUGAUGAAGGUGAAGGUAAAGCAGGUGGUCCUAGCAGGGCCAGCAAGCACUUGCACGAUGAGAUCAGUGAGGGUGACAGUAGUGACAAGGGCAAAGCAGGUGGUCCCAGCAGGGCUAGAAAGCACUUGCAUGAUGAUAUCAGUGAGAGUGACAGCAGAGAUUUCCAUCAAGCAUCCAUUGGAUCACCAAUAGCAGAGGAUUUGGGUCAGAUCCCAUCUCCUAACUGGUCAAUGCCACAAGAUGGAAUCAUGCAUUCACCACCACCAGCAAUCAUCCAGGGUGAUGUGAGGAUGGUGUCACCUACAGCCCACAAGUCAGUCCCUCCUCAAAAAUCCCCUCAAGCACCAGCACCACAAUUGCCAUCUCUCAUGUUCUCUCAGUCAGAAAUCCAAGCCCACAACCAGAACACUGGCAAUGUUGUGCCCUCUUUAGCACAAAGGUCAUGGCAGCCAAACUUGCCAUUGACCACAGCCCCAGGACUCAUCUCUGACAAGUUUCUGGAUUCAUUGAACCUUGCAGUGAAUGCAGAGUUCCACUUCCUGACAUGCCAAGUCUGUGAAAUGGCAUUAAGAGCAGGAGAAGUCAAGAGCCAUCUGGCAAAGAUCCAUGGCAGACAGGCAACCUACAGUGACAUGACCUUGAAGCUUGCCAUGGCAUCACUGGAGGUGACAGAACAGCUGCCCACUGGUAUUACUGGGCCUAGAACCAUUGUCCAUGGUCUAAAAGUCAUUGAGGCCAUGGCUUGCAGUCACUGUGAUUUCUUGUCCAGGUCAACAGAGCAUCUGCAGAAACAUCACUCCAGAGAUCAUCCAAUGGAAACUAGACCAAAACAUUGGAGAGCUUGCAAGGUACAGCAUUUGAAAGAAAGCUCAGGGGAACUGCAGGCAUUCUGGGAGGUUGAGGAUGGAGACAAGCAGAGCCAACCAACAGCCAGACAGGUACUGCUCAAAGAACUGGAGCCCACACUAGAGGUGGUCCAAUCACCACCAGAUGGUCACAUGGUCAGCCCUUGGUUGUUGACAACACAGUGGCAUGAACACCUUGCUGGCAAGAACAUCAAACAGCAGUGUGGCCUGGUCAUGUUACCCAAGGCAGAUGAUGGUCUCAUUCCUGGACUGAAGGAGGUGGUUCAAGCAUACUAUCAAAAGGCCCUCAGUCUGCUGGAGCACACAGGAGAGAUUGUCCAGAAAAGGUUGAAUUCCCCCAAUCCCAUGAAAAGUGGCCUGUCCAACACACCCUUCCACAAGCACCUGUAUGAGUCAACCAUGAAACAGUACAUCAUCCCAGUGGUGAUUCUGCUGGCAAUGUUGAUCAGACAACAGUACAGUGGAGGGCCAUUCUCUGGUUCAAAUCCCAAGCUGUUAGAUCUCUUGGCAGUGCUUCGCAUCGGUCAAGAAGACACAGAAGCAUUGUCACUCAUCCAUGAGUUGCUGUUCCAGCUCUGGAGCACAGCAUGGAAGCAUCAAGGAGACAGGGACAUUGUGGACCCCACUGAAAGGUGUCUUGCCCUGAUGACUCUCAGAGAAGAUGGUGCCUUCAAAGAGCCACAUCAAGUCACCCCGAUCAUAGCCAGGUUGGAGUACUGCAUGCGACUCACCUUUCUCAUGGAGAUCCACAGUCACAUGGAGUCAGACCCACAGAAGGAUGAAGAGGAGCACUGUUCAGACCUGGAGAGCUUCUUUGUGGAGAAUACCCGAUAUACUUUCUCCCAUCUAGGGGAGCAGGUGGACUUUGCUGAUCUCUGCAAGGUCUUUGAAGGGACAGAGGUCAAGCUGGUAGAGGCAUGGGAACAGGGGAUCCUGAUGGGCCAUGACAUCAGAGCAGACUAUGACAGGAUUGCAGAGGACUUGGUCAACAAAGAUGUUGGCUACUCCUUCCUUUCUGAUGUCAGAAAUCCACAGCUUGCAGGUAGGGAUAGGCUGGUGAAGCACUUCCUAGAAGAUGAGGACACAUUUGCCCACUUUGCCAUGAUCAGGCAGGGAGCCAUCAUAUGGAACACUGGUGCCCUUCAAGCAUGGUUGAAGAAGUAUGCAGAGCUGCAAAGCUUGCUACUUUUGCGAGCCCAGAUGCUCAGUGGGGCUCCAAGUCAUGGCACAGAACUAACUGCCAUGACCUAUCGCAACACCCAGACCCUGGCCAACUCGGAACCUGGCAGGAAAGACAAGCUGAUCCCUCAUGCCCUGGAUGGCAUCACCAGUGACAUCUUGGUCUUGGCACAGUGCAAAUACCCUAAUACAGAAUCUAAUCCAGGGUCUGGUACAGAUGAUAUGGCUUCAGAGUGUGGUACAGGAUCGGAUGCAGAGUCAGAAUAG
Messenger RNA from Pisolithus orientalis, 2616 nucleotides. RefSeq lists its product as uncharacterized. The coding region runs from base 1 to 2616 and encodes 871 amino acids. The transcript has 12 exons. The record is from RefSeq and is a predicted model, not a curated record. Lineage: Eukaryota; Fungi; Basidiomycota; Agaricomycetes; Boletales; Pisolithaceae.